AUGAUCGGCAUUGCGUUCCUGGUCGGCUCGCUGCUGUUUCUCGCGUGGGCGGGCACGGCGUUCCAGCGGCGGUUCCUGCUCCAGGACAUGACGGAUUCGGACGCGCCAGUGCGGGCGCUCUUCGCGGUCGUGUUCUCCGCGUCCUGCUUCCUCCUUGAACUCAUCAUUCUGGAAGUGACGGACGUCAUCAGCGCGGACACGCGCCUCAGGGCCUGGCGCUUUGCUCUCCUCUCUCUCUCGGUGAUCGCCGCGAUCGUCCUGCCGUUCUUCCACGCGUGGUGGGUCGCUCGUGAGAAAGGCUUCGACCAGACGAAGAGCGUGAUCCUGGCGGUGAUGUUCCUCGCGGCGUUCCAGUGGUGCUUCUGGCACUACGGCGCCCUAAUUCCGGGCGUCCCGCCGCUCGCCGAGGGCCAGCAUAUGGUCUGCGUGCAACAGGUCAUCGCGCGGCUGGCGGUGGUCGGCACGGUGUUCCUGGCCCUCCUGUCAGGCUACGGCACCAUCAACAUGCCCUUCACAUGGCUGGCGGCGUUCAUCCGCCCCGUGACGGACAGCCAGGUCGCGUCGGUGGAGACGCAGCUCGCGCAGUCCAAGCACAUGCUGCGCGACAAGGCCGCGCGCAUCACGCACCUGCGGGACCAGGAGGCGGCCGAGAGCCUGGGGGGGAAGAAGGGGGGGGUGUUCCCGUCGUGGCUGACGUCGCUCGUGGGCGGCGGAGGCGGCGGACUCGCGGCGCAGAUCAGCGCGCUGGAGAUCGAGCAGAAGACGCUCAAGGAGGUCCAUCGUUUGAUGAUUAUGGAGCUCGCGGAACUCAAGAAGGAGCGGAGGCGAGUCGUGCAGUCGCGGACGCUGUGGGGACGCGUCCGCAACGCUCUGGGGUACGUGUUCGCGGCGUACUGCAUCUACCGACUCGGAUCAUCGCUGAUAUCGAGCUUCACGACGUCUCCGGGCCGCGCGGACCCCGUGGGCUUCAUCGCCGCGCUGCUGGUCACGGCGCUGUCCGGGGGGCGCGUGCAGGUGGACAGACACGCCAUCGGGCAGUACGUCGCGCUCGCGUUCGUCGGGUUCGUCACCGCCAAUUCCCUCCGGAACUUCCUGAAGGACCUCUUGAAAUUCACGUCCUCGAUCGCAGGUCUGAUGGACCCGUCAGUCCUGACUCUGUUGUUCACCGAAGUCAUGGUCAUGUACGCCAGCGCGUCACUGCUGCUCAUCCGGCAGAAGCUGCCCGACAAGCACCGCGACGCCAUCACCACCGCGAUCGGCGCCCCGCUGGAGUUCUCGCCGUUCAACCGCUGGUUCAACGGGAUGUUCUUCGUCACCGCGCUGCUGUCGGCGCUCGUGCUGUACAAGACGUACCAGGCCAAGCGGGACGGCGACGUGUUCUACCACGCCGUGCCCGCGGAGCUCAGCGGAGCGGGCCUGCCCGGCACGGGGUUCAGCGGGUUCGGAGAGGAGUCGCCAGCAACGACGCUGCGGAGCGGCGUGGCGAGCCUGGCCGCGGGCCGCGGGGCCGCAGCGUGGAGGAUGGUGUAG
Messenger RNA from Pedinophyceae sp. YPF-701, 1530 nucleotides. The record is from the annotation of a GenBank genome assembly. Lineage: Eukaryota; Viridiplantae; Chlorophyta; Pedinophyceae.